This is a messenger RNA of Syngnathus acus (greater pipefish), 4199 nucleotides long. RefSeq names its product sterile alpha and TIR motif containing 1 (gene sarm1). The coding region runs from base 496 to 2628 and encodes 710 amino acids. Gene Ontology annotation, molecular function: protein binding; NAD+ nucleosidase activity; signaling adaptor activity. Gene Ontology annotation, cellular component: dendrite. The record is from RefSeq and is a predicted model, not a curated record. NCBI's taxonomy places the organism in Eukaryota, Metazoa, Chordata, Actinopteri, Syngnathiformes, Syngnathidae. Gene Ontology annotation, biological process: signal transduction; response to axon injury; negative regulation of MyD88-independent toll-like receptor signaling pathway. The transcript is spliced from 8 exons.
UGUUUCCACGAGCGGCGGGCGGUGCAAAGUGCAACCUGAGCAAUUCUCCGGAGGACGCAGCAGGCAGGCAAGCAGCUCGUGGAUGCUGCGGAUUGCAGCUGUCCGAUGCCAAUGCAGUGACAGCUCAUUUUCUGUAACUGCGGAAGAGGAGUUUCUUUUGGUUGAAUUCUCUUUUGAACAAUAAGAAACAAAGCGCGCAUCGAUGGUGAGAAGUGAGAAAACGACGCACUUGACACCAGGAACAGACAAAAGGACCUGCUGUGUGUUUGAUGCUUCAUUUGCAUACCAGCGCCUGAUCAUGUUGUGAUUAUUUUAAAUCUUGGAGGAUAUGGGACGAAUCGAUGGGGAGUUGCUCAUUUAAUAAUUUGGAGGCAGUUGUCACUUGGGAUUAAUACCAGAGGCCUUGUUUGUUUGCUAUUGACCAGCUGGGGCGAAAACGUCACCCAAUCCGAUGCUCUUGUAAACAAAGCCAGUCACCGUUGCUUCUGCCGGUAGAUGCUCUUUUCUCUCACCUUCUUCCUGUGGAGGCUCUUCAGACAUUUGUCUGUCAUGUUUAGCUCAGACCGCCUGACGGUGCCCGAAUAUGUCAGCCGACUCCAACGAGGAAGGAGCGGCUCCGGGGCCGAACAGCAGAGACCGGUGUCUCCAGGGAUCCACGCUGACGUGCAAGCGGCUCUGGACGUCUCUCUCCCCGCGUUGCGCACCGCUAUCCAGCGGCUCAAACGCGCCAAGGAAACGUCUGAUUCUGACGAGACGCGCGGAGCCAUCGCGGAGAUCUAUCAGCUGGUGGAGGAGGCCUGGGUUCUACCUGCCGUCGGACGUCAGGUGGCCGAAGAGAUCUGCAACAGGAUCCGGCUGGAUGGAGGCCUGGAGCUCCUGCUGCAACUCCAGCAGACACCUGCUGUGGAGAUCACAUAUGAGUCGGCCAAAUUACUGGAGCAGAUACUGGUCUCAGACAACAGAGAUUACGUAGCUCGUCUGGGAUUGGGGGUCAUCCUCAACCUAACCCGGCAGCAAGAGGACGCCCAGCUGGCUCGCAGCGUGUCGGGAAUCUUGGAGCACAUGUUCAAACACACCGAGGAGACGUCGGUGCACCUCAUCACCAACGGCGCCUUGGAUGCUCUGCUCUACUGGUGCAGAGGCACGGACCCCACCGUGCUGCGUCACUGCGCUGUGGCCUUGGCCAACUGCGCCAUGUACGGAGGCCACCGCUGCCAGAGAUGGAUGAUCGAGAAGCAGGCUGCUGAAUGGCUCUUCCCUCUUGCCUUCUCCAAAGAGGACGAACUCAUCCGCUUCCACGCGUGCCUAGCCGUCACCGUCUUGGCGGCCAACAAAGAAAUCGAGAAGGAGGUGGUGAAAUCCGGCACGCUGGAGCUGGUGGAGCCCUUCAUCGCAUCUCUGGAUCCCGAUGAUUUUGCGCGAAGUUUGUCGGACAGCGCCGACUGCAUGCAAGGGAAGACGGCGUCCGACCUGCAGCACCUCUUGCCGUUGCUGGAUGGAACGAGACUGGAGGGAAAGUGCAUCGCGGCCUUCUACCUUUGCGUUGAGACCAGCAUCAAGUCCCGUCAACGCAACACCAAGAUUUUCCAAGAGAUUGGAGCAGUGCAGAGCCUUAAAAGAAUAGUCAUGUAUUCCAGCAAUGGCACGGCCUGCUCCUUAGCCAAGCGGGCCUUAAGAAUGAUGGGCGAUGAAGUGCCCAAGCGCAUCCCGUCCUCUGUGCCCAAUUGGAAGACCUGCGAGGUGCAGACUUGGUUGCAGCAGGUCGGCUUCAGCGCAUACUGCGACCGCUUCCAGGAGCUCCAGGUGGAUGGAGAUCUCCUUCUGAACAUCACAGAGCAAGAGCUGAGCACAGACUUGGGCAUGACUGCUGGCCUCUGUCGCAAGAGGUUCCUAAGAGACCUGCGCGUGCUAAAGACCUACGCCAACUAUGCUACAUGCGACCCUCACAAUAUGGCUGACUGGCUGACGGAAGCGGACCCUCGUUAUCGCCAGUACACGUACGGCUUCGUCCAGUCAGGAGUGGACCGCGACAACAUCCAAAGCCUGACGGAUCAGCAGCUUCUGCAUGACUGCCACGUACUCAACGGAGUCCACCGAGCCAAGAUCCUGGCGGUCAGUCGAAAACCGCUGAAACCAUGCAGCACAGAUGCCCAGCCUGCGGGACCCGAUGUGUUCAUCAGCUAUCGUCGGACCACCGGAUCACAACUCGCCAGUCUUCUAAAGGUGCACCUGCAGGUUCGAGGAUUCAGCGUCUUCAUAGAUGUGGAGAAGCUAGAAGCCGGAAAAUUUGAGGACAAACUUAUUCAGAGUGUCCAGCGGGCUCGAAACUUCAUCCUGGUCCUGUCUGCCAACGCUCUGGACAAGUGCAUGGGAGACACGGCUAUGAAAGACUGGGUGCAUAAGGAAAUAGUCACCGCUUUGGGUGGAAAGAAGAACAUUGUCCCAGUCACGGAUUACUUUGUAUGGCCUGAUCCCAUGUCUCUGCCAGAGGACAUGAGAUCUAUUCUCAACUUCAACGGCGUCAAGUGGUCGCAUGAGUAUCAGGAGGCCUCGAUUGAGAAGAUCCUCCGCUUUCUAAAGGGAAACCAAGAUCUUCUAGAUAGUUCCAAAGAGCAGAAAAAGAAAUGAACACAUUUAUUCUAGAAUCACCUUUAACGUAUGCCAAAAUCGCAAACAAUAACAUGAGGUCUUUAUGAUUUGUGCAUAAAAAACUGUGAUUCCCUUAUUCUUAAUAAUGUGUCAUCAAGUACAGUCAGUGUAUGCCUCUUUUUGACUCAGGAACAAAAACAAAAGGAUUAACACUCACGUCAUUCAGAUUACUGAGUCAUAGCAUUUUUUGUUAUGAUUACCCUCAAAUGAAAUUAUUUACAUUGUAUCACAAAUUUGCCUUUGAAAUUGGAACAUGCAAUAGAAUAUAGCAUAAACCAUAAAACUAGCUGUUUAUAUUUGUGUUCCCAUUGUCCGCACCAUUAAAUAUAUCUGUUAAGUAAAUAUUGGUCAGCCAAGCAAGAUGUAUUGCUAUUCCUACUUGUGUAUUUAAUGUGAGCAACUAUAAUGUACAUGCAUCAACAGAUAACAAACGCACUGGCCUAAAGAUCUGUUGACGCCCACAAUUGCCAUCUACUAUACAAUGAUGCAGUGAGGUCAGCUUUAAUACUUGUCGGACGCCAUCAUUUAGUCAAUAAAACAACAACAGCUCCACAUUUUGUUCAGCAUUGUGCAUUUUAAAAGAAUUUUCUCAUACUAAAUGCUUUUUGAUUCUGAAAAACUCCGUCCAAUGAAAAACAUGCACCUUCCAAAUUGUGUGGGUUUGUCGGUUUCACUCAAUUUUAAAAACCACAAAAUAACUAGAUUGUGAAAAGCAAUUACAGUUUGGCAAUGCAUGCUUUUAAAUAUAUAGUAAAUAAAGGAAGUUACUACAGUACUUCAGUUUACAGUAGUAAAUUCUGCCAGAAAGAUGACCAUAGUAAAAUUUUGACUUUUAUUUUGCAUUCAAAUUAUAUAAUGAAUCCAAUGCAUCUUAAAAACAUUUUUAUUUCUGAAAUAUUACAAGUGUCCUUCCAGUAGAAAACACACAGCUCAAUCCCAACAAGCCAAUAUGCUGUUUGACCUCUGCUCUUCCCGUUGUGCAUUUUAAAGCUGAUUUGUUAGCUCACAGUGCAACCCGGACGGCUCCAUGUUGUGUGUGCCUGUGUGCUGAGGGACUAUCCGGUGUUGCUUUGCUUCAAGUUCUAACUCAGUAAUCCCCAACUGGUUACAUGAUUCCCAUUUUUCUGCACGCAGUCUAAAUUGUUGGUUCCCUUCUGUUAAAGAAAUUUAAAAAAAAACACACACAAAGGUCACUGAAAACAAACAAGAAUCUGACAAAAGUAACAAUUAUUUUAAAUACAGGAAAAAAAAACAGUUCAUUAUUUUUUAAAAAUCAUUCAUUUCCAUAUAACAAUUGUCAAAAAUAUGGAUGGAUUAAAAUCAGAUAACCGUUAAAAAAUUGGACGGACUAAAAAUGACAUUACGCUGGUUCUCUUUGAACAAUAUGUAUACAAUAAUGAAGAAAUGUGAAUCAACAAUAUUGCACUUGUGCUUUGGACGAUUAUUAUUUUUCAAAUGGACAGAAUAAAAUCAGUUUCAAUAUUGUAUUCAUAUUGAAAUGCAGCCUCUUGGAUGAUUCACAAUGCGCAAAAAUAAAUGCAUAAAAACAA